AUGACUAUCAGAAAGCCUCAUCCGCCUUUUGGGCACCCGAUGCGCUCAGCACACUUUCAAUUCGCGCCUACUUAUAAACCUCUCAACCAUGGCUCUUUUGGUACACAUCCAACUCCUGUACGAGAAGCACAUUACGCUCUGCAAACUACAGCAAUUGAACGACCUGAUACAUUCGUCUCAUUUAUCACAUUCCCUCUCCUCACCAAAUCCCGGGCUGCAAUUGCUCCUUUGCUCGGAGUAAAUCAUGAUGAAGUGGUCUUCGUCCCCAACGCCACGACAGGUGUCAAUACCGUACUCAGAAAUAUCAAGUUUGAGGAUGAUGAUGUAGUGGUGGCGUUUUCGACGUCGUACCCAGCAUGUGUCAAGACCAUUGGUGCCAUUGGUGAGAUUCUGCCGGUCAAAUGUGAGAAGGUUGAGUUGGUGUAUCCGGUUGAAGACGAGGUAAUCCUGGAGUCGUUCAGGGAGAAAGUGAGGAGUUUGAGGGCGGACGGGAAGCGGGUGAGACUGGCGAUGUUUGAUACAAUUUCAUCGUUCCCUGGGGCAAGGCUUCCGUGGGAGGAUCUUGUAGGAAUCUGUAAAGAGUUGGGUAUUUUGAGUUUGAUUGACGGGGCGCAUGGUAUUGGGAUGAUCGAUUUGACGCACCUCGGCAAGGUCAAUCCAGAUUUCUUCGUCAGUAAUUGCCAUAAAUGGCUCUACACGCCCCGCUCUUGCGCCGUCUUCCACGUUCCCUUCCGCAACCAGCAUCUCAUCCGAACCUCAAUCCCCACCUCGCACGGUUACCAAUACCCUGGUCAGCCCGAAAACACCAACGGCCGCAGCCCCUUCAUCUUCAUGUUCGACUACGUCGCAACCAUGGACUACACACCUUACCUAUGUAUUCCAGCCGCACUCGAAUUCCGCAACCAAAUCUGCGGAGGUGAAGCCAAGAUCCGCGAGUACUGCUAUGAUAUUGCUCGGAAAGGCGGAGAUUGCAUAGCUGAGUUUCUAGAAACGCGUGUAUUGACCACGAAUAGUGAUACAAUGAGACAGUGUGCAUUUGCUAAUGUCGAGCUGCCACUGGUAUUCAAAAAGAAAGAGGAGGUUGAUCAAAGCAAAGGAGAGUUGGAUGUCAAUGACGCAGUGAAGAUUGCGGCUUGGAUAAAGCGAACGGCUGCCAUGGAGAUGGACACGUACUUUCAGACUGCGUUCCAUGCUGGGAAACUGUGGGUCAGGCUUAGCGGACAGAUCUAUCUGGAAGUAGAUGAUUAUAAGUGGGCUGCGCCGAAGUUGAUGGAAUUGUGCGAGAGAGCGAAGAGGGGAGAGGGGAGUCAUAUCGUUGAAGCGGACAGAGAAAAGAUAGUCACGUAA
This is a messenger RNA of Bipolaris victoriae FI3, 1347 nucleotides long. RefSeq lists its product as hypothetical. NCBI's taxonomy places the organism in Eukaryota, Fungi, Ascomycota, Dothideomycetes, Pleosporales, Pleosporaceae. The record is from RefSeq and is a predicted model, not a curated record. The transcript has 3 exons. Bases 1 to 1347 code for a protein of 448 amino acids.